This is a messenger RNA of Dichotomopilus funicola, 2301 nucleotides long. RefSeq names its product actin-like protein arp5. The transcript has 4 exons. Gene Ontology annotation, cellular component: Ino80 complex; cytoplasm. NCBI's taxonomy places the organism in Eukaryota, Fungi, Ascomycota, Sordariomycetes, Sordariales, Chaetomiaceae. Gene Ontology annotation, biological process: regulation of DNA-templated transcription. Bases 1 to 2301 code for a protein of 766 amino acids. The record is from RefSeq and is a predicted model, not a curated record.
AUGGCACCAUCCGCGACAGGCGAACCGGUCAACCCGAGGGAGGCCUGGAAGACCCUACCGCCACCUACGAUAUAUCCCGUCAAGGAGGCCAAGUUCGAGAAGUAUCUACCACCACAAUUGGACAGCCGGGAGCGAGCGUUGGCACAACCAGAUGGGCAGGCCGCGAUCGUCAUCGACAAUGGCUCCUCGACCGUGCGGGCAGGCUGGUCGUUCGAGACCCAACCACGGCUCGCGAUCCCACCCAUCAUGGCGAAGUACCGUGAUCGCAAAGCGGGCAAGACCUUCUCCUUCGCUGGCAACGACUGCUACGCCGACACCACCGCGCGAAGCCAUAUCCGCAAUGCGUUCGAGGCAGGCACUGGGAUUGCAAGCAAUUGGGACGUGGUGGAGCACGUUCUCGACCACGUCUUCAUCAAGCUCGGCAUAAAUGGGGUCGAGGGGGGUAUCGACAUGCCGGUGGUCAUGACGGAAGCCGUCGCCAACCUGCCAUAUUCAAGGAAAACAAUGAACGAGGUGCUUUUCGAGUGUUACAACGCGCCCAGCGUCGCGUACGGAAUCGACUCUCUAUUCUCAUACCGCCACAACAAGGGGAAGACCGGCCUUGUGGUCUCGUCAUCGUACAGCGCAACACAUCUCAUCCCAGUCUACGACUCCAAGGCGUUACUGUCCCAGGCAAUACGGUUGAACUGGGGCGGCUGGCACGCCGCGGAGUACCUGCAGAAGCUCAUCAAGCUCAAAUAUUACACCGGGUUCCCGGGCAAGCUCACCGCCUCCCAAGCAGAGAACAUGGUUCGCGACUUUUGCUACGUAUCGGCAGAUUACAACGAAGAGGUCGCCAAAUUCUUGGAUUGGACCGGUCUAGAGGAUAGGGAGCGCAUCGUGCAGUAUCCGUACACGGAAGAGGUGGUGGUGCAAAAGACAGAGGAAGAGCUGGCUCGGAUUGCUGAGAGGAAGAAAGAGAGCGGCCGCAGGUUGCAGGAACAGGCCGCCAAGAUGCGCCUGGAGCGCCUGAUGAAAAAGGAAGAGGAGUUGGAGUAUUACAAGGACGUCCAGCGCCGGAUUACAGACCAAACCAAGAAAGAGACGAAACGGAUCCUAGACGACGCCGAGGUUAAGGAUGAGGCAGCUCUAGAACGGUUGAUCAAGGAAUUGGAGAAGUCCAUCAAGAAGGCCCGAACAAAGGACCUUGGGGGUGAGCAAGAAGAGGAGCAAGAAGCCCCCGACUUCAGCCUUCUCGAGGUGCCAGACGAUCAGCUAGACGAGGCUGGCUUGAAACAAAAGCGCCAACAACGGUUGCUCAAGUCCAACCACGAUGCCCGUGCUCGCGCCAAGGCAGAGAAGGAGGCGGAAAAGGCGCGCAUCGCCGAAGAAGCCCGUCUCGACGAGGAGCGCCGCAUCAACGACCUCGAGGGCUGGCUCGAGGAGAAACGCCAGGCCCGGCUCGCCAAGCUCGUCCAGAUCAAAGAACGCGACCGCCUCAAGGCCGACCUGGGCAACCGCAAAUCCCUCGCCAACCAGAUCCGCAUGAAGAACAUCGCCAGCCUCGCAUCCGACUCCCCCACCGGCGCCGCCGGGGGCCGCAAACGCCGGCGUGGAGGCGACGACGAUGAUUUCGGCGCGGACGACGCCGACUGGGGUAUCUACCGCAACGUAGCCAUCGGCGCGAACAAGGGCGACAGCGACGACGAGGACGGUGAAGGCGGCGAGGAGGAUCUGGAAGCCUCCGUCCGCGCGCUUGAGGCCGACCUGCUCGAGUACGACAAGGGCUUCGACUACGACCAAACCCUCGACGCCCAGAACGACUGGUCCAAAUCCCUGCUGCACGCUUUCCGCUACGGACCCCGGCCGUUUGACCCGGGCUCGCCCGCCGAAACCCACCGCCUGCACCUCAACGUCGAGCGCAUCCGCGUGCCCGAGGUCCUCUUCCAGCCCACCGCCAUCGCCGGCAUUGACCAGGCUGGCAUCGUAGAAAUCGCCGGUGACAUCCUCACCCAGCGGCUGCCAUCGCUCGCCGGCCUGUCGACGGCCGAUGACUUCCUCCGUGACGUCUUCCUCACCGGCGGCAACACGCUGUUUGAAAACUUUGAUGAGAGGUUGCGCAGGGGUCUGACGCCGCUGUUACAGGCGGGCGCGCCGUUGGUUAUACGUCGAGCUGAGGAUGCGGUACUGGAUGCGUGGAAGGGGGCGGCUGGGUGGGCGGGUACGGACGAAGCGAAGCGGGCGAGGGUGAGUAAGGAGGAGUGGCUGGAGAAGGGGGGGGAUUAUAUCAAGGAACAUGACCUCGGGAAUGCUUUUGCUUGA